This is a messenger RNA of Pararge aegeria (speckled wood butterfly), 4788 nucleotides long. It is a transcript of the gene pum, whose product is annotated as maternal protein pumilio. Gene Ontology annotation, biological process: post-transcriptional regulation of gene expression. The record is from RefSeq and is a predicted model, not a curated record. The transcript is spliced from 18 exons. NCBI's taxonomy places the organism in Eukaryota, Metazoa, Arthropoda, Insecta, Lepidoptera, Nymphalidae. Gene Ontology annotation, molecular function: mRNA 3'-UTR binding. Gene Ontology annotation, cellular component: nucleus; cytoplasm. The coding region runs from base 1 to 3681 and encodes 1226 amino acids.
AUGCUCGAACCUCACGGUAGCCCAAUGAAGUGGCUGGGCCAGGGAGGCGAGGAAGAGGCGGGCGAACCAGGCAGGUCGCAGGCUCGCGCUCAAGACGACGCCUCAGUGCACUAUGUGUUCCCGCGCGACUCCCAGGAAGAAAUGCCCUCGCUAGCACCCAAACAGCGCUGGGCGGUCGGCGAGGACUCUAUCGCGGAGAAUCAAGACAAAUGGAAGAAUCAUUCUCAAAUGCCUAUGAAUAACAUUCAGCAUCAAGCUCAAGUUCAGAUUAAAAACUCUCAGUCAAAUCCUCAUCAAUACAUGAAUCAAGCAAUAGCCUCAUCUGUUGGCACGCUAGCUAUAAACCCAUCAAUUAUCGGUAGCCAUCCUGCUCAUUUGACUACAAACAUGGUUCACACACAAUUGGCACCUAUGCAGAACCACACUCUGGGAAAUAACUUAACUAUACAGAACAGUGCAAUGAUGCUGCCACCCCUCCAAGGGAUGCAGAAUGCACCUCAGUUGGGACAGCAAGGCAUUUAUGAUAUGCAUCAACAUCCUGGGAAUCCAAUGCAGCCUAUGAAUGGAAUAGGCAAGAAUGCUGAACACCUAAUGUAUUUGAGCCAGGCUGGAAUGCUGGCACCAGGAACAAACCAAUAUUUACAGCAAGGACAGAAUCAACUGGGCCUUACACAAGUAGCUACUAUUAGAAAUCAGAUUGCACCUGCUGCAAAAAAGUUGUGGGACAAAGGGCCAGGUGCGGGUGGUGACAGCAAGGGCCAGCAGCACCUUCCUCCGCUGCAACUCAACCCCGAACAAAUGUGGCGCGACCCUACUUGGUCCGCUCAAGCAGUGGAACACAAUGUGGGAGUACCGAUGAUGGGCACCCGCCGCGGCGUCACGUUUCCCGGCGGAGAUGCGGGCAGCAUCCUCUCGCCGCGCGACGCGGCUGGCCUCGGCGUCAAGAUGGUCGAGUACGUGCUCCGAGGCUCGCCUACAGAAGCUGGUGGCGUGGCGGGCGGCGGCGAGAAGGUGCCGGGCGUGGUGACCGGCCUGCGCGGGAUGGUGUUGGAAGAGCGCGCCGACGACAAGGCGGGCUCGCCCUUCGACAAGGACAUGCACGAGCUGCACGACCACGCGCCCAUGCCCAACGGCCUGCACAACGGCCAGGAGGACGACAAAGCUUUCAACCGAACGCCUGGAUCCCGGCAGCCAUCGCCCGCGGAGGAGGAGGGUGGGGUGGGCACGGUUAGCAACGUGGGCGUGGGCGGCGUGAACAUGGGCGUCGGCGUGGGCAUGGGCGCGAUGCGCAACGGUGACGCCUUCCAGAUGCUUCCGCCGCACGCGCUGCCCGCGCCGCAGCCGCAACAGCUCCACCACAUGCCGCACCUCCAGCAUCCGCAGCAUCACCCUGGAAUGUUAGGAGUGGGACCUCUGCAGGGGUUACCGCAUCCUCAACAUCCACAAAUUCAUCCUGGUAUGACUCUCAACGACUCAAUGAAUCAGCACAUCGAACUUGUAUUACAAAUGGAACAGCAUCCACAAUUCGACAACAACAGUUUCGCAAGCACACAACAGUACACCGGCGUCGGCGGUGUUGGUGGCGUGGGCGGGGUCGGCGGCGUUGGCGCGGUGGGCGGCGCCAGCAGCGGCGUGGGCGGAGCGGGGCUGGUCAACGGCGCUUCCGUCGUGCAGCCGGCGCCGGACUCCGCGCAACAUCACCAGCCCUUCGAGCUACAGCAGCUCUUUCGGUCACAACAAGCCGCGGCGGCCGGCGGGCAGGCGGCGGCGGCACAGCUGCAGCUGCUCCAGCAGCAGCAGCAGCAACAGUUCCAGCUGCAACAACAACUGGCCGCGCAGCAGGCCUUCACACAGACGCCGUAUGUCAUCAACGCGGGGCAAGAGGGUGCGCCCUACGUGAGUGCGCUCAUAGCGGGCGUGCCGCCCUACUACGGAGUGGCGGCGCCGUGGGGCGUGUACCCCGGCCUGGUGGCGCAGCCGGCGCAGCAGCAGGCGCAGCAGCCGCGCAGGCCGCUCACGCCGCAGCAGGGCGAGCAGCAAGUGAACGGCCAGGGCCAGUAUGUGAUCCCCUACUACGACCCCGGCUCGCUUGUGAUGGGCGGCCGCAAUGGCACGCCGCUGAGGCUCGUGUCCCCGGGCGGCGUACUUGCGCCGAGGCAGUACCCGCCGGCGCCCGCGCACCCUGCUGCCACGCCCGCCUCCGCGCAACCGCAGCAGCAGCAACCGCAACCCGGCGGCGGUGCGGUAGCCGCGCGGCGCGACUCGCUGGAGUUCGGAGGCGGGCCCGCGGGCGCGCUGCAGGAGUACGCGCGCAAGUGGGGGCCCUCGCCGCUGUCGCCGCCGCUCGGCGCCGCGCUGGGCCCGGUGGGCCUGCGCCCCGUGUCCGCCGCGCCCGGUGCCGAGACUGCCAAAUACAGAACCGUCAGCAAUUUAGCGCAGGGCUUAACAUCGAAUGGUGGAAUGUUCGGAUCAUCAUCAUCGUUAUUGAGCAAACUUAGUGGGGUCGGAACUAUCUCAGAAUUAGUGGGUGGUGGCGUUGGUGGAGUGGGCGUCGGCGUCGGCGUGGGCGUUGGGUCGGUAGGCACGCUGGUACCGGGCGACAAGCCAGCCGCAGGCCGAUCGCGACUCCUGGAGGACUUCCGCAACAACCGCUUCCCCAACCUGCAACUACGAGACCUGGCCAACCACAUCGUCGAAUUCUCACAGGAUCAGCACGGGUCAAGGUUUAUUCAACAAAAACUAGAAAGAGCAACAAGUCAAGAAAAACAAAUGGUAUUCAAUGAAAUAAUCGGAUCAGCAUAUAGCCUAAUGACAGAUGUAUUUGGAAAUUAUGUAAUUCAGAAAUUCUUUGAAUUCGGCACGCCGGAACAGAAAACAACGUUAGCGCAAAAGGUGCGCGGACACGUGCUGGCGCUGGCGCUGCAGAUGUACGGCUGCCGCGUGAUACAGAAGGCGCUGGAGUCCAUCCCCGCCGAGCAGCAGCAGGAGGUGGUGCGCGAGCUGGACGGACACGUGCUCAAGUGCGUCAAGGACCAGAACGGAAACCAUGUAGUACAAAAAUGUAUAGAAUGUGUAGAGCCUAAUGCACUGCAGUUCAUAAUAAACGCGUUCGCGGGGCAAGUGUACGCGCUGUCGACGCACCCGUACGGCUGCCGCGUGAUCCAGCGCAUUCUCGAGCACUGCACGCCCGAGCAGACGGCGCCCGUGCUCGGCGAGCUGCACGCGCACACCGACCAACUCAUACAGGACCAGUACGGCAACUACGUGGUGCAGCACGUGCUGGAGCACGGUGCGGCGGAGGACCGGUCGCGGCUGGUGGCGGGCGUGCGCGGCAAGGUGCUGCAGCUGUCGCAGCACAAGUUCGCGUCCAACGUGGUGGAGAAGUGCGUCUCGCACGCGACGCGCAACGAGCGCGCGCUGCUCAUCGACGAGCUGUGCGGCUUCAACGACAACGCCCUGCACGUGAUGAUGAAGGACCAGUACGCGAACUACGUGGUGCAGAAGAUGAUCGACGUGGCGGAGCCGACGCAGCGCAAGGUUCUGAUGCACAAGAUCCGGCCGCACAUCGGCUCGCUGCGCAAGUACACGUACGGCAAGCACAUCAUCGCCAAGCUGGAGAAGUUCUUCAUGAAGGCGCCCGAGCUGGGCCCCAUCGGGCCGCCGCCGCCUGCCGUCUUGUAGUCGGCGUACUGAGUAUUAACGUCCGCGGGGAAGGCUGAUGCGACGGUGCGGGUGUCCCCCGCCUAUUAUAAAUUGUGUGAAUAUUUCGAUUGUACAUUUUUACCGAUAGCUCGCCGCCUCGGCAGCCCGGCCUGUACAUAUAGCGGCAGACUGAUGUACAGAUUCGAUUACUGAAACCAUAGUUGUACAGCGUCGACGCCGAAAGUGCCCCGCCGUCGCGUCACCGUGCUCCACCGUCGUGUCACCGUGACCCGCGACCGCUGCGUCUAUAGCUACUAAGUGUUCUAGUAUUAUUCGUUGUUCGUAUGAAUCUAUGUAUAAAUAUUUGAACGUCUCUCAUUCUCGUGUAAUUUAUGAAUCGAAGGAAGGCUGCGGUCGGAUAACCCGUGCGUUUCCGUAAUUUAGCUCGUUGUAGAUUUAAUAUUAGCUGGGCUAGGGGGGACCUUGAAUCUUCGAAGUGAUGAAUAAUGCCGCGGGCAGUUCUAGACAAUCGGCACUAUAGUCGUGAUUAUGUUAAUUUUAUGUUGUAGUGUUCAAGUCGAGCUCUCGUUUAAGUUUAAAACCGGCUUAAAAUCGUACAUAGCUUAUCGAAUAUUUUAGCGCCGGAGUGUAUAGUUUGAUUAUAAUUUUGUGAAAAUGAUAUUUUUGUAUAUUUUAAUGUAACUGUGUAACUUAAGUUAUUAGUAGAGCCGAGCGGGCGAUGCUUUAGUUGUGUAGGUUAUAGUGAUGAUUGUAGAGCUGUGCGGUGCAGUCCGAGCUCCGAGGUCUGCCUUGCCGGUUGCACGUCACAAGCGUAGCUGCUACUCAUUCCCCCUCUGUAAUUAAUUUAUAGGAAGCAUAGUUUCCUACGACACCUCAGAUUUUUUACGUCUAGAUGUAAUUGAAAAUAAAAUUAUUGUAUAUGGCUGUACAAAAAUGUUAACAAAAUGAUGAUUUGUAAAACCUGUAUGUGAUGGAAUGAGGCGGGGCGGCGAGAGUGGCGACGUGCGGCGUGCGAUCGCGGCUCCGGCCGCCUCGUCGCGUAGGUUGUACUAGAUAACAUUUAUAUGAUGAUCCAUCUAAUUAGACAUUAAUUAAUAAAGCAUUUCUGUAAUAAUAUUACAAAGA